Leptinotarsa decemlineata (Colorado potato beetle) is the source of this 3074-nucleotide messenger RNA. RefSeq lists its product as uncharacterized. The record is from RefSeq and is a predicted model, not a curated record. NCBI's taxonomy places the organism in Eukaryota, Metazoa, Arthropoda, Insecta, Coleoptera, Chrysomelidae.
CAGGUGACAUGACUUUUGUGUCCCAUAUAUUUUUGUACCUUUCUCCUUUCUAAUAAAUAAUAAACAUGAACAUAGCCAUCUGACGCUGGGCUGAUCAUCUGCUUUAAAAGGACAUAGUAGAAACUUUGUUGCCGAUAAUUUGGAAUAUAAAAGUAUAUUAUUACUAUAAAGAUGGAUCAUUUAGCCCAAGAUCUCACAAUUGCUUUGGAAGAAUCAGAAACUUGUGGGCCUUUGAUAACAAAUGGUGGAAAAUGGGGCAUGAGACGUAGGACAAGAUCUGCAGGAAAUUUGCAUUUGUAUGUAAACAAGCCAGGGGAGAAUCAUUCAGAUGAGAGUUCUAGCAGUAAUUCGGAAAUAAAGGGUGACAAACAUCGCAAUAAAUUGAUUAGUUUCCAUCAGUCCGACUCUGACGAUAUGUCAUUCAGUAUUACUGUAGCUAAAGCUUUAAAUCAGAGGACAUCAUUGAGAAUGAAACAUCCCAUACAUAAUUUUUUUCGAGGUGUCAGUCAUAGUCUUGAGAGUGACUCGGUGAAUGAACAUUCUCCGGCCAGACCAAACCUGAGACGGAAAAGGAAAUUGAAACGAAUGAGCAUCGAUGAAACACCUAUCCCCCCAUGCGGGAAAAGGAAGCGAUCGCAUAGAUUAGAAGUUGUGGAUAACGGCAGGUCUAUAAGGCACAGCUCAAAGAUUAGACCGUUGCAUCAGAGUAUUGUGGAUAAAAUUGAAAAGUUUUGUAAUCCGUCUGGUGGAGUGGAUGAUGUCAAUUUAAUGGAAACUCAGAGUAUCGAUGAAAAUUGUGACGCAGGAAGCGAGAGUAGUAUUAGCUGGAGUGGCGGAGAGGGCCACGAGGGGGAUGAUGAACUCACUGAUUGGGCUCCGUCUAUCGAUAACCCGUCUGUCAUGGAUCCAACUUCGUUCAACGAAUCUGAUUCUAGGGAAAUGCGAGCAGUUAUUCCAGGUUGUAGACGAUUGGGAGAAGAGAGACGCGGUUUCAGCAUAAGUACUGGCUCAAAUGCGAGAGUUGCAAAAUUUCUGCAGGAUACCUCCAAGUCAGAGUUACGGUUAUAUGGAGCAGAGAGAGAAAAAUUGGGACAGUUGGCAGCUUUGUAUUCAUUGGAUUUGUGGUUCGAAAGUCCAAGCUCUUCGUUGCUACGAAAGACAGACAAAACUCCUGCUAUGCAGCCUACUCAGAGGCACCAUUCAGGUUUGAAUGCAAUACAUAAGAGAAUCAGAACACAUAAUAACCAUGUAGUACAAUGAGUUUCUUUGUCUAUUCAUCUGUAUUGCUCAGAUAUGUGUUCAAUAGCUGAAAAUCAUUUGUAACAAAUGAACUGUAAUUCCGGAUAUUCAUGAUAGGGUUUCAUUGAAUUUUUAUACAGUGAUAUUGAUUGGUACAACACCAGCAAAUGCAUUUUGAGUGAAUUAUACGAAGCAUAAUGUCAGUACAAAUUGAUCAAAUAAAAAUAUUGCGGUAAUUAAUUUUAAUCCUUCGUUAUUAAUCCAUUACACUUGAUUGAACUUUGUGAACAGUUUCCGUUUUGAUUUUAUAUUUCUGUACUGUUUGUACAACAGAAAGGAAUAACGUUUUUAGUUGAUAAUGAUAUGUAUUGGUUUUGUAUAACUCGGUAAACCCAGAGGAGUCUGUACGGGUAUAGAAUAUUCAUUAUUAGAUUUCAGUAGAUUUGUACAUAAUUGAUGUUAUCUUUGAUGUUAGUAAUGAUAAUGGGUAGGGUAUAUUGUGAAUGGGUGGGGUAUAGUGUGAAAUUUCCAUUUGUUACUUUUUGGACCCGUAUUCCAUGUAGGGUCACAAUCGGAAGAGUGAUCUCACUAGCAUUUGUAAAUUCCCAUUUAACCCAUUUUGUCUCACUCACAUAGUAAUCCAAUGUGUUGGUAUCCGGUGUUUCUAACAAUGCAAUGCCCUAGUAAUGUUAUCAAACUUGUUUAUUCUAUUUUCAUAUAUAGUACAUAUUGUUGCCGCUUUCCAUUCUUCUGGUACCUUUUCCUCUUCCCAAAUCUUUUUUAUGGGGGCGUGUAUUUGCCCCCAUCAUUUCAUGCACUCCUCCUGCUUUCAUCAUUUUCGCUGUUAUUGGUGUUGCUCCUGUAUUUUUUAUAUUUUUGUCUUUUAAUAAUUCUUGGAAGUAUGUUUUUCAUAUAAGUUACUGUUUAUAAUACUUAACCCUCCAAAGUUCUCUGUUACCAAUACCAAAAUUGCUAAGUGAAUAAGUUCUGAAAUAAUGUGGUCUUCAAGUUUCAUUAUAUAACUUUCUCUACAGAUUUGAAAAAGUGUUAUUAUUCUAUUCUAUUCAUAAAAAAAUAUGAAUGAUAUGGAGGAAUAAUAAAAAAUAUAAAUAUUUUGUUACAUACUGUAAUAUAUAAAAAACCAAAAGUGAUAUCACUAUUUCAAGAAUAGCAGGGUUAGGCAAUAAUAGAAAUGUAAAAUGUUCCUUUUCACCUAAAACCAGUGGGUCCAAAAUCAGUUUGAGACAAUGAUUGCUAGAUCACUUUGCUAAUUGUUGCUUCAUUUUUGAAAAGAAUGUGCUGCACGGACCCAUGACCGCUAGUUUGGAAAAAAACUAAAAAAUCGAUUGAUAUUCACCAUAUACUCUUUGAUGAUACAAACAUAGAGAUUUUAAUAUUCAUUGAAUGAAAGUAAUUUUUUGUGGAGAUAAACCAGUUUUUUAUCGGCCUUUUUUGGGUAUUUUCAUAUUUUUCAGAUUGUGGAAGGUGAAACUACCCAAAAAAGCUCGAUAAAAAUCCUAAUAUUCCUUUUAGCCAACUAAAAUUUAUUUGGUAAACUACUUCAAUAACGUGAUAUGUUGAUGGGGAUACAAUUUUUCGUUUUCUAUAAAAACUAUUGAUUAUUAAGUUGAUGUUUUAGUAGAUUAGCACUUGAUCCUUUGACACGAAUAGACACCUUUUUUGAAUUCUUAGAAGGUGUCAGUGACUGUGUAACUGAAAAAUUUAGUGUUCGUUUUUAUGAUUAAUCUGAAUUCAUAGUUUAGCCCGUAUUAAAUCUUGUAUAUAGUAUUUGUUGUUAUGUCUAAUAAUUGUCGAAUAAAGGGUUUUGAAUCUAA